UCGUCCCUAAUCUUUUCCGGUUUGCUAUCAUAAAGGUAUCCCCAGUCGAAAAAUCAAAUUCUAAACUAAUCGCCUUUUACUUACUAAUGAUCAGAGCUUAAUAGUAGAACUUCCAAACCUUCUAUGGGGCGAGAUAGCAACCAAAGAGAUGGAUACAACAGGCUGAAUUUCCUCUACCAGGCUGCAUGUGCCACCAUUGCAUCCAAUCCCAGGAAUACAGGCCUGGCUAGGUUUUAUGCCAGCACCAUGAAAACUAUAGGAGAAAGACUUGUACUAAAGCUGGAUCCAAGUAUUAAAAGGACUGUUUGCAAACAUUGUUGUGCGUUAAUGGUGCCUGGAGUUACAUCCAAAGUCCGAAUAAGAGCAAGAAGAGAACGCCAUGUGGUGGAAACCUGUCUCAGCUGUGGUGUAGUAAAGAGGUACCUUGCUCGCAAAGACUACAAGUUAUGGAGUGAGCAAGCACAAGGCGCAGUAGAUAAAGCAACUCCUGCGCCUAUUGACAGAUUCAGUAAGAACAGGGAGAGCAACGAGUCAAAGAAAAAGGGGGAAAAAGUUGAGGACCCUGAUUAACAGAAACCCACAGAAAUGUCAUGAGUGUGAUGUCUUGAGGAUUGUUAAUGAAGAGAGAAGGCUUUGCAUUAGCAAGUCAUGAGUACUUGCUUGUGCUAUUUUAGAUUAGUAAGAUCUUCAGUGCUCUAAUGUAUAUAGGGAUUAAGGGGGGCCAUGCACCUCCCCCACUAGUUUUCCUAGUGACACUGUUUCAUGACCCCCAGUUUUUCGAUGUUUUUAUGGACCUAAGCUUUGGGCAGAAAUUUCAAUGUUUUUUUCAGGCUGCCAGCUCAACAAUGCAAACUAUUUUAUAAGUUUAUUUAUUGAUAUAGUUGGACAAAAUUAUGUGCCCUUGUGUAAUGUUCUGGGUCGAAUGCUUUAAACGACGGCAAUAUUCGUAGAUCAUCCGUUUUAUUAUCCUACUCCUUGUGUAAUGUUCUGGGUCGAAUGCUUUAAACGACGGCAAUAUUCGUAGAUCAUCCGUUUUAUUAUCCUACUCUUAUCGCAUAUAUACAUAGCACUCCCCAAGCCCACUGUGUGUAUGAAUUACUUAUAAGGUUCACAUUACAUUUUGUGUGUCGUGGUUUACAGUAAACAUGUGGGAUUGAAAUAAGCCAUUCACUUUACCGUGAAAUAAAAUUGUAAAACUCUUAAAAAUA
Nematostella vectensis (starlet sea anemone) is the source of this 1208-nucleotide messenger RNA. Its product is annotated as ribonuclease P protein subunit p21-like. Bases 124 to 570 code for a protein of 148 amino acids. The transcript is spliced from 4 exons. The record is from RefSeq and is a predicted model, not a curated record. Lineage: Eukaryota; Metazoa; Cnidaria; Anthozoa; Actiniaria; Edwardsiidae. Gene Ontology annotation, biological process: tRNA 5'-leader removal. Gene Ontology annotation, cellular component: nucleolar ribonuclease P complex.